Impatiens glandulifera is the source of this 2479-nucleotide messenger RNA. Its product is annotated as LRR receptor-like serine/threonine-protein kinase FEI 1. Lineage: Eukaryota; Viridiplantae; Streptophyta; Magnoliopsida; Ericales; Balsaminaceae. Gene Ontology annotation, biological process: protein phosphorylation. The coding region runs from base 391 to 2172 and encodes 593 amino acids. Gene Ontology annotation, molecular function: protein kinase activity; protein binding; ATP binding. The record is from RefSeq and is a predicted model, not a curated record. The transcript has 15 exons.
AGGAGAGAGGAGAGAGGAGAGAGGAGAGAGAAGUCUUUUCUAAAACGUCGGUCGUAGUUGGCGCGUACGCUGUUGUCGCCGUUUUCACGCGCGGCGGCCAUUUCUUAUCAUUGGUUGGUUUGUGUUAUCACUCACGGCGCUGCUAUUUCUCUCUCUAUCUAUCUAUCUAUCCAUGCUCAGCAUAAUCAUCAUCAUCAUCAUCAAAUCUUACAAUAGUAAUCAACUUUACCUUCCUUUUUCUCACGAUUUCCUGCAAAUGCAUCCAAUUACAUCAUGAAACUUGAUCUUCCGUUUUGAUGCUUCAGCUGUUGGAUAGAACCACUAAACAAAUAAUUGCAUUUUGAAACUAAAAAAACAUGCUGUAGCUUUCUAGUGCUCUUGAUCAGGCCCAUGAUGGGCAUUUUCUCUGUGCCUAUCCUAUUCCUGACAAUCCUCUACUUCUUUUGGCUUUCAUUCAUCACAAAGAAAGCAGGAGCUCUCAGUCCUGAUGGUGAGGCACUUGUAAAUUUUAGAGCCUCAAUUGUGGGUUCAGAUGGUAUUCUACUCCAGUGGAGACCAGAAGAUGCCGAUCCAUGUUUGUGGAAAGGAGUACUAUGUGAUCCAAUAACCAAGAGAGUGAUAUCCUUGAAUCUUGCCUACCACCAACUGAGGGGACCUAUAUCACCGGACCUUGGGAAAUUAGAGCAACUACAGUUUCUAGCUCUCCAUAACAAUCAUCUUUAUGGGACAAUGCCUUCACAGUUGGCAAAUUGUACAAAACUGAGAGCAUUGUACUUGCAAUAUAACUACGUUAGUGGAUUAAUUCCUAGUGAGCUGGGAAAUCUUUCAGUGCUUGAAAAUCUGGAUUUUUCUAGUAACCUUCUGAGUGGAGCUAUUCCACAAUCCCUUGGAGAUUUGCAAAAGCUCACAACUCUAAAUGUUUCAAGCAACUUCCUGGUUGGGGAAAUACCAUCUUAUGGAGUGCUCACCAAGUUCAACGAGAGUUGCUUUCUUGGGAAUCAGAAUUUAUGUGGAAAACAAAUCAGUAACAUCUGCAAAAAUGAUGCAGAUGGCCAUAAUCAUCCCAUUGAUGAACAUCAAUCUGUGAGGAAAAAUUCUGGACGACUCCUUGUAAGUGCAUCUGCAACAGUGGGUGCCUUACUUUUGGUUGCACUUAUGUGCUUUUGGGGUUGUUUUCUUUACAAGAAACUUGGUAAGAAUGAUGGAAGAAGUCUGGCUAUGGAUGUUAUUGGAGGUGCAUCAAUUGUUAUGUUUCAUGGAGACCUCCCAUACUCUUCAAAAGACAUCAUUAAGAAAUUGGAGACUCUGAACGGUGAUCAUAUAAUCGGAUCUGGCGGCUUUGGUACAGUUUACCGUCUUGAAAUGGAGGAUGGAAAUAUAUUUGCCUUGAAAAGAAUCGUGAAGAUGAACGAAGUAUUUGAUCGUUUUUUCGAGAGAGAGCUUGAGAUUCUGGGAUGCAUAAAGCAUAGAUACCUUGUGAACUUGCGGGGAUAUUGCAAUUCUUCGACGUCAAAUUUAUUAAUAUAUGAUUUCUUAUCCGGUGGCAGCCUAGACGAAGUUCUUCAUGCUGAAAGGUCUGAACAACAACUGAACUGGGAUGCAAGAUUAAACAUUAUAAUGGGAGCUGCUAAAGGACUUGCCUACUUGCAUCACGACUGUUCUCCACGAAUUAUACACCGUGACAUUAAAUCAAGCAACAUCUUGCUCGACCAAAAUAUGGAAGCUCGAGUUUCUGACUUUGGCCUUGCCAAACUGUUGGAGGAUGAGGAAUCUCAUAUUACAACCAUUGUUGCUGGAACUUUUGGAUAUUUGGCUCCAGAGUAUAUGCAGAGUGGUAGAGCAACUGAGAAGACGGAUGUAUAUAGUUUUGGUGUUUUGAUGCUAGAAGUAGUAAGUCGGAAGCGCCCCACUGAUGCAACUUUCAUCGAGAAGGGCCUUAAUAUUGUUGGAUGGUUGAAUUAUUUAGUUACUGAGAACAGACCACAGGAUCUGGUUGACCCGAAUUGUAUAGGAGUUGAGGCAGAAAGCUUGGAUGCACUUCUCUCGAUUUCCAUUCAGUGUGUGUCGUCUGUCCCAGAGGAUCGGCCUACAAUGCACAGGGUUGUUCAAAUUCUUGAAUCAGAGGUCAUGACUCCGUGCCCCAGUGAGUUCUACGAUUCUAGUUCCGAUUGAUUGAUUGAUUGAUUAUUGAUUGAUACGUAGCGUAAUAAUAGCCAUGGAGAUUGUCGUAUGUGAAUACUCCCCCCACCCGAAUCUAUUUCCUACUACAUUAUUUUUUUCCAAAAAAAAAACGAGGAUCCCCUCCUUUCUCCCUUCCCUCCAUUGAUGCGGUUGAGUUCCCCAAUUUCUGCUAUUGAAAAAGUGUAUACGUGAGAAGUUUAUUGGAUAAAUGUGUCAUCAAAUUACAACAUUAUUAGUCUCAACAAAAAAUGAAGCAGCUUCUUUCUUUUUCUAUAUAUAUAUAUAUAUUGUGACAGUA